AUGCCCAAGAGAAGUAGAAGAAGAGUUCAGAUAGAAGAAGAUGAAAGCGAUGACGCGUUCGAAGGUAACAGUUAUGAACUGCAACACAAUGAUGACGAGUACAUAGAAGGUGAAGUUGAAGAUGAAGGUGAAGGUGAAUACAAUGAAAAUAUCGAAUCAGGGGCCGGAUCUGAGGUUGGUGAAGACGAUAGUACAUCAAAAUUUCCUGAAGCUGUGAGUCAAGCGAUACGGAUAGUGUUAGGUAGAGAUGUCAGAGAUCAGUUUAUACGAAGAGAGCAUUUUUCACAAGUGAUUAAUACAAAGAGAUAUCCAUUAGAUGCAGUUAUCAAAGAGACAAAUAUAGUAUUGGAAGAUGUUUAUGGAUUAAGAUUAGUUGAAGUUCCUAUGAUUAGAAACGAAAAGAAAAGUAAUAGAGCCUUAAGUCUGAAAACUUCAGCUAAAGCAAGACAACCAUAUGCUGUGAUUAAUUGUUUAAAAUUAGAAUCCCAGCAAGUAUUAGGAGAAUUAUGGCAAAGUGUUGAAGAUUUCAAAGUUCCUAAUGAUCGAGAUUCAAGUCUGGAGAAAUUCUUUAUCCCAAAGAAAGAAAAAACGAAUACACCUGCAUCAAAUAUAGAGUUAAUUAAAGUGGGUAUUAUGUUAUAUAUCGUAUCAUUUAUUAUACUUGCCGAAAAUCAUUUACUGGAAUCUGAUUUAAUUAAGAUAUUAAAGAAGAGGGGGUUAUCCGAAAGUUUAAAUGUUAAGAAUAGUAAUCUUAAUCUUAAUAUUGUUGAAUUGAUAAAUGAUUUAACUAAACGAGAAUAUUUAAAUAAGGAUGUUAAAAAGGGAGCCACAGAAUCAGAUAAUAUUGUGGAUUAUAGCUUGGGGAGAAGAUCAUUGAUCGAAUUCACCCCUCAAUGUGUAUUUGAAUAUUUCAAGGUUCUUUAUGGACCUAAAUUUGAUGAUACGAUAGCAGAAAGAAUAUUUAUUACGGUUCAUAGAGCUUAUGGGGUAGAAUUAAGCCGAGAUCCCGAUUUAAGUGCGGUAGGUACUGAAGUUAGUACCCCUCUGAAUGAUGUCGAAGAAUAG
Molecule: messenger RNA, 1065 nt
Organism: Scheffersomyces coipomensis
Lineage: Eukaryota; Fungi; Ascomycota; Pichiomycetes; Serinales; Debaryomycetaceae
Product: Smc5-Smc6 complex subunit
Exons: 1
Coding region: 1-1065 (354 amino acids)
Biological process (GO): DNA repair
Cellular component (GO): nucleus
Source: RefSeq, a predicted model, not a curated record